Messenger RNA from Delphinapterus leucas (beluga whale), 7238 nucleotides. The record is from RefSeq and is a predicted model, not a curated record. NCBI's taxonomy places the organism in Eukaryota, Metazoa, Chordata, Mammalia, Artiodactyla, Monodontidae.
AUAGAGUUCAAAUAACCUCUCCAAAGUUACAUAGUAGGAGCUGGUAUUUGAAUGUAUCUUAGCUAGAGACCAUGCUCAGUAAUACUCCAAACCAUUUUUUAGUUUUUAUAAUGAGUGUUAAACUACUGAACCUACGGUUGAUUUCUGGAUUAUAUAAUAUUUCAGUCUUUUCUACUCAGGGUACAGCAAUGAACCAUGUUACAGAAUCACUGUGAGAUUUCCAGUCAGGUCUUAUUUCUCUAGUGGAAGCAAACUGCUAUGUGUUUUACCCAAUAGUUAGUACCCAAUAGUACACAAUGUCGGGUUAUUAUACUAAUGGCCCAUAAUCAUUCAAUUAAAGUUUAUCAAGUGCAUAUUAAAUUAAUAACACCGAUAUUUUUUGUAACUCACAUACUGGUAUCUUGAAAUGACAGCCACAUCAUUAAGAUUGUUUACUCUGCUAUAGAUCUUUCAAGGAAGAUUUAGCAUUAUAUUAAUGUAAUUUGGAGAUCAACACUUACAGUCUUUCAUGGCUGUUGGGAACAGUGCAAACAAGAGUAAGUUGCUCCUCAGUGACCUCAUUACAGUGAGAUAAUCAUUGAAUGGCACAGACAUGAUUCAACAGCAGAUCCACUCAUGAGAGGGAAAAACAGGGAAGAGAAAUAAAGGAAUCUUUGAUGAUACAUAGGAUCAGAAUUAGUUGCUCAAACUCAGGAUGAAUCUAAACUUGCUUCUCAUAGGGUAUGCUCCAAAAUAUACAUGCAUCAUUUCUCUAGCCAUCUUCUUAGCUCUGGAGUUUUAAGUCCAGUGAAAAAGAGAAGUGAUGUUUAAAGUAGGGUGUUUUGCAGAGUGAAAGCUUAUCACACAAGUCAUACUGCCCAUGAUCCUUGCCCCACAAUCUUGCUGAAUCAAUGGGGAAAUUGUUAUAGGGAGACAGAAUGAAAAUUGUAACGGUCCUUAUUUCCCUUACUGGCAGACUCUUGGAAUGGACAAGAGGGAGGACACUGAGGAGGUGGAGGAAGAGUAUGUUAGGCCAUGGAAGGGGUGAAUUGGGAUCUUAUGUCAUUAGAUGGUUACGAUUUAUUGGCUACAUGUGCAUCAUGCUUAAAGUCUAUACACACACAUGUUACUCGGAAAAUCCAAAUUUAAGCAAAUGUAUAAAUGUGAUUACUUGCUUUGUGAAAGAAUUCAUCAUGCUUUUGAACUUAAAAAAAUAUUGUAAUGCUUUAAACAGCAUGAUAUGGACCAGACUGCAAUAAAGUCCAUUGAACUACAGAAAAAAAGAAGACAGGGAUGCAGGCUCUAUUUGGAAACUCUCUCAUUCUUUUACCAGGCAAGUUUCAGAACUUCGCUGGGCCUUCAUUUCUUGAUGAGAAAGUGAGAUGGUAUGACUAUGGCUCCCAAGGUCUUUCUGUAGUUGAGUCAAUAACUCCUUGAACAAGGGUGUGUAACGCAGGGAAAUUUAAACCUAAAGUAACAGAAGCCCAAAAGGAAACAGAGCAGCUGUCUAACGUGGAAUAAAUCAAUGGCUUAUAAUUUUUCUACAUCUUGUCAAGGAAAUGGUAAGGUGGAAAUCAGAUUUUAGUUCUACUUCUGAUGCUAAUUAAUUGUGUGAUCUGAGGCAAGUCACAACUUCUCUGGGCAUUCUUUUCUUCUUCCAUAAAACAAAGAGUUUGGAUUAAAUAAAUGUGAAGCUCCCAUCCUCUCUAAAACUCUAGGAUUCUGUGAUCACAGGUUAUUACUUUAAGAGAAAGAUGAUUCUUAUUUACAUUUUCCUUAUUAUGUCAUUCAACAUCUACCCGGACAUACUUCUUUGAUACCUGGUUAAUGCUCUCAUUAUCAAUUUAAUAGGAACGUUAGGAUGUCCUGUCUUGUGGACUAUUUAAAUGUCAGUACAACCUAUAUUUAUAAAGAAACCUGUAAAAACCUUUCUUUAUCAGGAGUCCUGGACUGUAAAAUGGAGUUAUUGCAGUGCCUAGCCUAUUGCAAGGACCGUAGGGAUCCGAGAGUGUUAAUGUAGGUGGAUCCCCAAGCUCACAAAAGACCUCUUUUCUUGAUAGUAAAUGCAAAAUGUGGAAAUUUCACUACUAGGAGAAUUAGUGAAAAUUGAUCUUUGCACGUUCAUUGACUUUUUACCUGACACUAUUUUUAGAGAUAGCACUUGAGUUGAACUCAACUAGAGUGGAGUAAACUGCUUUUUUAUGUUUGCAGGGAAUGGAACUGGGCAUUAGUGAUGUAUUCUCUCUCAUUCCUCCAUCAAGUCAAAUGAUAUCUUGGGGAUUUGCCCAACCUAAGUGGUGGCAUUUCUCAUCCCUGGUGUAGGAGACCUCCACCAACUGGGUAGCAUCAGCCAAAGUUAAACAACCUUUUGUUCUUUUGGAAUUGCCCUUUCUCCAUGCUUAGCAUUCUCUUUCUCAGCUACUUUCAGAAAUGGAGGAUGAAUACACUGGCAGAAAGACAGAUGGAACACAGAAAACAGGAAAUUGAGGCGAAGGAAGCAUGUGACUGGCUCCGCGCUGCCGGGUUUCCGCAGUACGCUCAGUUAUAUGAGGACUCACAAUUUCCCAUCAACAUUGUGGCUGUCAAGAGCGAUCAUGAUUUUCUUGAAAAAGACCUUGUAGAACCUCUUUACAGACGACUGAAUACCUUGAACAAGUGUGCCUCAAUGAAACUUGAUGUGAACUUCCAAAGGAAAAAGGGCGACGACUCUGAUGAGGAAGAUCUCUGCAUCAGCCACAAAUGGACUUUCCAAAGGACCAGCCGCCGGUGGUCUCGCGUGGACGACCUCCACGCAGUGUUUCCCGGCGGAGACAGAAACGGGUCGUCAGGAGACAUUACGAUGAGAAACACGACCAGCAGUGAGAGCGUCCUCACCGACCUGAGCGAGCCCGAGGUCUGCUCCAUUCACAGCGAAAGCAGCGGCGGGAGCGACGGCCGCAGCCAGCCGGGCAGCUACGGCGCCGGCCGGGAGGCCUUGGACGGCCCCGGGCAGUACUGCGCCCACGGCCCAGCCAUGCUGGACGCCACGCUGGGCGGCAGCAGCCUCCCGCCGUCCCCCAGAGACGGUCUCCAGCACCCUUUGCACCCAAAGAAUGAGAAGCCCUCCCGGGCCAGAGCCAAAUCCUUUCUGAAACGCAUGGAAACGCUGCGAGGGAAAGGAGCGCAGGGAAGGCAGAAGGGGUCGGGGCGGACCGGGGGCUUGGUGAUCAGCGGCCCGGUGCUGCAGCAGGAGCCCGAGUCCUUCAAGGCCAUGCAGUGCAUCCAGAUUCCAAAUGGAGAUCUCCAGAACUCAACCCCCGCUGCCUGCAAAACAGGGCUUCCGGGCCCCAGCAAAUGGAGCGGUGAGAGCAGCCCGUCGGAAAACAGCAGCAGCGGGGUGAGCACGCCCGGCCUGAAGGAGCGAAGAUGCCAGGAGGCCCACAAGCGCGGGGGAAUGUACUUAGAGGACCUGGAUGUGCUGGCGGGGACAGCACUGCGGGGUGCAGGGGACCAAAACCACGCACGCGAGUUUCAUUCUCAAGAGAACUUGGUGGUGCACAUUCCCAAGGACCACAAACCAGGCACGUUCCCCAAGGCGCUCUCUAUCGAAAGCCUCUCACCAACAGACAAUAGCAGCGCGGUUAACUGGAGGACUGGAAACGUCUCCCCGGGAAGACGGCCGGGCCCUGGGGCCGGGGAGCCCAGGCUCAUGGCGUCCUGCCACAGAGCGAGUCGAGUUAGCAUCUAUGACAACGUCCCCGGCUCCCACCUGUAUGCCAGCACCGGGGAUCUUUUGGACUUGGAGAAGGACGAUCUCUUCCCUCACUUGGACGACAUUCUGCAUCAUGUCAAUGGACUCCAAGAGGUAGUGGAUGACUGGUCCAAAAACCUGUUACCUGAACUGCAGACACAUAAUGCACUGUCCGGAGAAGCUGGCUUCUGCCCCUUCCCCCCUCCUAGUCAGAUCACCUUAGAUUUUGAAGGCAAUUCUGUCUCCGAAGGUCGGACAACACCCAGUGAUGUGGAAAGAGAUGGAGCGUCUCUUAAUGAAUCAGAGGCCGCUGGGGUCAGAGAAAGGAGGGACUCUGGAGUAGGGGCCUCUCUGACCAGGCCAAACAGGCGACUCCGGUGGAACAGCUUCCAGCUCUCACACCAGCCGCAGCCGUCCACGGCGUCGCCCCACAUCAGCGGUCAGACAGCCGGCCAGCUGAACCUGCUCCAGCGCUUCUCCCUGCUUCGCCUCACGGCCAUCAUGGAAAAGCACUCCAUGUCCAACAAACACGGCUGGACGUGGGCAGUUCCAAAGUUCAUGAAGAGGAUGAAAGUUCCUGAUUACAGAGACAAGACAGUCUUUGGCAUUCCUCUCAUUGUUCACGUCCAGAGAACGGGACAGCCCCUUCCACAGAGUAUCCAGCAAGCCCUGAGGUAUCUACGCAGCAACUGCCUCGAUCAGGUGGGUCUUUUUCGAAAAUCAGGCGUGAAGUCUCGAAUCCAUGCCUUACGUCAAAUGAACGAGAGCUUUCCUGAGAACGUCAGCUACGAGGACCAAUCCGCUUACGACGUGGCGGAUAUGGUGAAGCAGUUCUUCCGGGACCUUCCUGAGCCUCUUUUCACCAACAAGCUCAGCGAGACCUUCCUCCACAUCUAUCAGUACGUCCCCAAAGAGCAGCAGCUGCAGGCAGUGCAGGCGGCCGUCCUGCUGCUGGCCGAUGAGAGCAGGGAGGUGUUGCAGACGCUGCUGUGCUUCCUCAACGACGUGGUCCAUGCGGUGGAGGAGAAUCAGAUGACGCCCAUGAACCUGGCUGUGUGUCUGGCCCCCUCCCUCUUCCAUCUGAAUUUACUGAAGAAGGAAAGCUCCCCCAGAGUCAUCCAGAAGAAAUAUGCCUCCGGGAAGCCAGAUCAAAAGGACCUCAGUGAGAAUCUGGCCGCAGCUCAGGGGCUGGCCCACAUGAUCAUGGAAUGCGACAGACUUUUUGAGGUCCCGCUUGAGAUGGUGGCCCAGUCUCAUAACUCAUAUAUGGAGGCUGAGAUCCAUCCCCCAACUCUGGAAGACCUGGGGGCCCAGCUGGAGGAGAGCGGGGCCACUUUCCACACGUACCUGGAGCAUCUCAUCCAGGGCCUCCAGAAGGAAGCCAAGGAAAAGUUCAAAGGAUGGGUCACGUGUUCCAACACAGACAACACAGAACUUGCUUUCAAAAAGGUGGGAGACAGGCAUCCGCUGAAGCUGUGGAAGGCUUCUGUGGAGGUGGAAGCACCCCCCUCGGUGGUUUUGAAUCGCGUGCUGAGGGAGCGCCACCUGUGGGAUGAGGAUUUCGUGCAGUGGAAGGUGGUGGAAACCCUGGACAAGCAAACAGAAAUCUAUCAGUACGUGCAGAACAGCAUGGCGCCUCACCCUUCCAGAGACUUCCUGGUUCUCAGGACCUGGAAGACUGAUUUGCCCAAAGGAAUGUGCACCCUGGUGUCCCUCUCCGUGGACCACGAGGAAGCCCAGCUCAUGGGUGGUGUGCGGGCUGUGGUGAUGGACUCUCAGUACUUAAUGGAGCCGUGUGGGUCAGGCAAGUCGAGGCUGACCCACAUCUGCAGGGUGGACCUGAGAGGUCAUUCCCCAGAAUGGUACAAUAAAGGCUUUGGACAUCUGUGUGCAGCGGAAGUUGCCAGGAUUAGAAACUCUUUUCAGCCCCUCAUUGCUGAAGGUCCAGAAACUAAAAUCUGAGUUUUCCCCAGUGUGACAUCAAACUCAGGGAAGAGGAAGUGAAAGCAAACACUUGUGGGAGAGAGUGUGCGCGUGAGAAAGCAAGGGAGAGAGAGAAAGCGAUUGACAAUGCUUAAAAAUGGAAGCACUGAGAAAUCGGAAUGUUGAAGAUGCAAGAAUUUCUGAGAACUUUCCUAGCCUUCCUGGAGACGGCUACAUCCCUACUAAUAUAAUAUUUUUAAAAAUCAGAACAUUUAUCUAUGUUACUUAAAAUUAAAUGGAUUAUUCAUUGUGCAUUGCCUAAUUUGCUAUUUAAAGGCUUCUAAGAAGCGUAUUCUUAACUGUAAAUAAAUGUAUGUAUAGCAUAUGUACAUAUGUGUGUAUAUCUCUAUCUGCUGUAUAUAUGUAAAAUAUCAAUUUUAUAUAUAAUUGCAUAUUUUGAAAAGGAACAAGUCUGACUCGGUGAGUCCCUUCCUCACCUGGUUCUUUCCAAGUUGUUCUGGGCGCUGUAUCCCCGCCAUCCUGUAAGCUGAGCAGGAUCUGCUGCUGACGCCAAAGUGUGAAAAUACGUAGUCUGCCCUGAUGUCGUACCAAAGAUUAGCCAACCAAAGGAAAACACAUUAAAUGGUUCUUACAUGUUGUCAGCUUGUUUGUGUUAUUCAGACACGGAGAGUGGGCUGUUGGAUAAAGCAAGGAAAACAAUAUUUAGUCCUCUUUAAAGCAAAGAAGUGGGUGAGGAGUCGUUCCCGCAUUUAAGGCUAGAUUACCGCUUGCCAUGGGGCCAGCAGAUACAGCUUUCAGUGGCAUGUUAGACGCCUAUGGACCACUGGAGUCAGCCCAGUGACUGAAAGAGAGCCUGUAUUUCCCUGCUGAUUAGAGCUGAGUGUAAUAGCUUUUGCAGAGUCACAGCCAAAGGGAGCCUCUGUGUUCUGUUGAGUUUUCGUUACUUACAUUUCAUAAUGUUCUUAAACGUCAUUCUAGUUGACCAGUGGCCUAUUUGUCCACAGUUAAUUGGCAUUUUCUUACCAAUGUAUUGCACUGAAUUUAACUCUGGACACCAGAUUAAGGGAGAUGAUGGUCAUUCAAGAGUCCUGGACCAUUUCAGCUUCAGGGAAUUCUACUAUUGCUACAUAUGAUGCUCUUAAGAUAGAAUUCAUUAAAGUUUUGCAAUCUGAAAGACAGGGUUUUUAAACUAAUGUUAAGACCAAAACUGUCUUCUUCAAUUAGUUUUAGAAAAUAUAAACAGGUCUGUUAAAUUCCAUGUUUCUUCAUUAGUCAGUCAAGCUACCUAUGCAUUUGACCCAACCUUAUUUAUUAUUGUAUAGACUAAGCAAAUGGACUAUCCUUAACCAAUUGCUAAUGGAUUUAAGUUGGUUUUUUAUUGUAAUUCAACAAUGCUAGAGAGGAAGAUAAUUUAUUGUGUUUGGUUUCAGGGAGAGAUUGGUAUCAUAACUUAGCAAUUCAUGCUGGAGAAAAAAAAAUUAAGAGUGUUUUCCUUUCUUUUUAUAUUGUAUGCAUUUAUAUAAUGUUUUCUUUUAUCAGCAAUGUGCAAUUCUUUUAUUGAGAGAAAUAAAAAUGCUAUAUAUGA